This is a messenger RNA of Protopolystoma xenopodis, 363 nucleotides long. The record is from the annotation of a GenBank genome assembly. NCBI's taxonomy places the organism in Eukaryota, Metazoa, Platyhelminthes, Monogenea, Polystomatidea, Polystomatidae.
AUGCCAACAGCCUCAAAAGCAAGAGGCCUGAAGCAGUUGGAGAUGACCUACCUGUCCCCAACAAGCGGCGACAUGAAUGGCACGCCAACCAUCACGAUCCGAAAGAUCCCUUCAAAGUCAACCGGGCACCGAACAGACGAGCAUCGACAAAAGGCCUCCACGAGUCCAUCACGGAAGAGGUCUUUUUGUGCAGUCACUCCACAUCGCAGCAGCAAGCCUCCAUUCCACACCGACUGGUGCAAUAGCACCAGCAUCGCUUCUCGAGCCGCUCGUCAAACAGGGAUUCCUACCAUCACUGGGCCUCAUUAUCACUACUUGGCGGCAAAAGUACAGCCAAUCCCACAGAAACAGUCAACACAAUAA